Aegilops tauschii subsp. strangulata is the source of this 2389-nucleotide messenger RNA. RefSeq lists its product as uncharacterized. NCBI's taxonomy places the organism in Eukaryota, Viridiplantae, Streptophyta, Magnoliopsida, Poales, Poaceae. Gene Ontology annotation, molecular function: protein binding. The record is from RefSeq and is a predicted model, not a curated record.
AUGGCGUCGCUGAUGGACGACGUCACCGCCGAGAUCUUCCUCCGCCUCCCGUCGGACGAGCCUGAGCACCUCUUCCGCGCCGCCCUCGUCUGCAAGCCCUGGCUCCGCGUCCUCCGCGACCCCUCCUUCCGCCGCCGCUACAGCGUCUUCCACCGAGAUCCCGCCGCCCGCCUCGCCCUCGCCACCGCGGCGCCCCUCUCCCCCUACCCCGACCUCAGCCGCACGCGCCCCCUCGACUGCCGCCACGGCCGCGUCCUCCUCCACGUGGGGGUCGGGGCUUGGCAUUUCGUCGUCUGGGACCCCGUCACGGGCGAGCAGCACCGCCUCCCGGAGCCCGGCAUCCCGUGGCUCAUCUACACUGCCGCCGUGUUCUGCGCCGUGCCGGGCUGCGACCACCUCGACUGCCACGGCGGCCCCUUUCGGGUUGUCUUUCUGGUCACCGAGGACUACACAGAUCUAGUCAAGGCCGCCGUGUACUCAUCAGAGACAGGCGCGUGGAGCACGCCGGUGACAAUGGACGCCGGCUGUGAUGUCCAGCAUAGGCGAGAUGCCUUUGCGGCUGGAUUCUACUACAAGCCCUAUGUCCAGCCUAGGCGGGGCGCUGUCAUUGGAGAUGAAGCCUACUUCACACUUCGCUGGGGUAACCCAGUCGUCAAGUAUAACUGGAGCAAGAAUCACAUAUCCCUGAUUGAUCCGCCAACAAAGUGUGUGUACAACGUUGGUGUCAAAAAAAAGUCUGUGGACAAGGUCGCCCUCAUGGUGAUGGAGGACAGUUCACUGGGGUUUGCCUGCGUUGAGGGUUCCAGCCUUCAUCUGUGGUCAAGAAAGGUGAAUGCAGAAGGAGAUGCAGAGUGGGCAUGGUGCAGGGCCAUCCAGCUGGAGAGUAUUAUACCUGUUGCCAAUUCUGAUGACAAACCAUUUGUGGUUGGAUCUGCAGAGGGUGUGGGUGUCAUAUUCGUCAGCACCGGUGCUGGCUUAUUCACAAUCAAGCUAGAUUCUGGGCUGGUUAAGAAGGUUGCCGAGUCUGGGGUCUACUUCAGCGUCCUACCCUACAUGAGCUUCUAUACUCCAGAUCGUGGUAGAUUUCCAUCCCUGGCGGAGAUCACUGAUGUCUGAUAUGCGCCGUUCAAGAGCAAGAGUGCAAGACCUUGCGAAAUGGAUGAAGCCAUUAUCAUAAAUGUACUGCUAGUGGCUUCUUGCAGAGCUACCGCUAUCAAAUCCUUUUUAUUUUCUGUUGAGUAGGCAAAGCACGUCUGUUGCAAGUAAUUAUGACCAAAACUAGGGAUGCAUAAUUUGACUUAUCUGGGCCACUCGGUCUGUCCAAAGUUCAUCCAAAUGUACUACUCCCUCCGUUCACUUUUAUAAGACCUUUUAGACAUUUAAAAUAGCACCUAAAACAGUUUAAUUUCAGCUGUCCUAAACGACUUACAAAAGUGAACAGAGGGAGUAGUUCGGAUUCCAAAGCGACAAAAGUGGAACAAAGACCACAUAUGCUGCUAUAUGAAGCUGCUUCUUUUUUUAAUGGUAUUUUUGAAUUCCGGAUGUUUACUUAGUGUUUUGGAUAAGAAUUGGAAGGUGAUCUGGUUAUUGAAUAGUUUUUUUUUUGCGGGGCUGGUUAUUGAAUAGUUGAUCUGGUUGAUUGAACAUGAAUCGACAGCCAUGGUAAAACGGAGAUGAAAGUUGACCUGGAUGUCAUGUCAUGUGUUUUCUGCUUUAUUAUUUCUGAGAUAAGAUGAAUUGCUCCCUUUUCUUCUGUCAUAGAAAGAAAAGCUGGGAGUACAUUUUAGCGUGUUGUGGAGUGGAGCUCGUUCAGUUUUGUUCUCCUGCAUUCCCAAAUAGGAACUGCGUGGAGUCCGCCCCAUCAAGGUUGGGUUAAGCUAAAUACGGACGGUUCUUACUCAUUUGAUGGUGUUGCGGGUGCCGGGAUGAUCUUAUGUGAUGUUGCAUUGUUGCUGGUACUGUCAUCUUCUCAUCUUGCAGCAGAGCCUUGUUCUCGUGCAGAGAUGCCCUAGAAGGAAAGUUGUGCGCAUGUAUGGAAGGACUGUCUUUUGCAAAUUAACGUUCUGAUCGUCCAAUCGAAGUCAAGAUGGACUCAAGUACAUCAGUGGCUAUGAUUUAUUGUGGCAAGGUGGACCGGUCGGUUUAUGCUUCACUGGUUGGCGAAAUUAAGUUACUAAAGUUACUAUUGAGUCUUAGGCAAUCUUGUAUUACUCUUGUAGUCUUGUUCCUCGUUGUCAAAAUAAAGAGAGUGAUAGGCUAGCUAGUUUUGCUAGAGUCGAACAAUUAAGUGGGUCGGUUCGAGCCCGGAGGAUGUUUUGAAGUUUGCCCAAGAGGAUUGUAAGGACCUGAUAAUUGAGCAAGACAAGUAUUAUUCCUGCAAAAAAGAAAA